ACCAACCGACGUCAACCAUAAAUAGCGAGCUAGCCAGUUGUUGUUUUGGGGGAAUAAGAAAAGAGCUGCAAGCGGAAGAAACACCGGAUUUGGGCUUUUUCCUCUUCGCUCGUUUAGUUUUUUUCAAAUUGUUUUUGUAUACACAACUGAAAUAAUGUCUACGCCCGCAAGGAGACGGCUAAUGAGGGAUUUUAAAAGACUUCAGGAAGACCCUCCCACCGGUGUGAGCGGAGCGCCGUCUGAGAACAACAUCAUGCUGUGGAACGCUGUUAUUUUUGGGCCUGUGGGGACGCCAUUCGAAGAUGGAACAUUUAAGCUGCUGAUAGAGUUUUCAGAGGAGUAUCCCAACAAGCCCCCCACGGUUCGGUUCGUCUCCAAAAUGUUUCAUCCAAAUGUUUAUGCUGACGGCAGUAUAUGUUUAGACAUUCUCCAGAAUCGCUGGAGCCCGACGUACGACGUGUCGUCCAUACUCACGUCCAUCCAGUCGUUGCUUGAUGAGCCGAACCCCAACAGCCCGGCGAACAGCCAGGCGGCGCAGCUCUACCAGGAAAACAAGAGGGAGUAUGAGAAGCGGGUAACGGCCAUCGUGGAGCAGAGCUGGGUGGACGGCUGAGCGUCUUCCUCUCCAUACCCGUCGUCUUCAUCACCCUCCUCAUCAUCAUCCCUCUUCUUCAGCCGCACAUCAAGAAACAACAGUAACUAUCAAAACUCAAGUGCCACCCUGAUAAGUAAAAAGGAAAACCAAAUCUGAACAGACAUCAAGUU
Molecule: messenger RNA, 765 nt
Organism: Xiphophorus hellerii (green swordtail)
Lineage: Eukaryota; Metazoa; Chordata; Actinopteri; Cyprinodontiformes; Poeciliidae
Gene: ube2b
Product: ubiquitin-conjugating enzyme E2B (RAD6 homolog)
Exons: 6
Coding region: 155-613 (152 amino acids)
Source: RefSeq, a predicted model, not a curated record